AUGCACGGCAUUCUCGAGCUCUCGCUGCAGCUCCUCAACUCGUUUAGUCCGGCCAAUCUUGGUCAAUCUGGAGCCCAGGUGCCCCUUCAAGGCGAACACAGCACAGCCACACCAACAACAAAGUCGUCCGGGAUUCCGGACUAUUUUGUAACAGAUGACGGACAUUUCCAAGGCCCCACCCAAACUGGCGCUGCGCCGUUCCUUGCACAGACAAAUCUAGCACCUUUUGCUGGUGUGUCGUACAUACCCAAUACGCCUCUGGAAACCCAGAUCCCCAUUGCUGGUAAUGCGGACAACAAGAACAUCUUCCAGAGCCUAGCAAAUAUCAGCCCUUACUUCCCUAAUCCGAGAGGUUUCGGCGUGAACGAAUACUCGAUACCGCCUGGCACCAACGUAACAUGGCUGAACAUGGUUCAUCGCCAUGGGAGUCGGUAUCCCGAGGUUAGUGGUGAAGCGGCAGAGAGGACUCUAGGAAAGAAGCUUUCAGAUGCUGCCGGCAAGUUCACUGGCCAUGGGCCCCUCUCUUUUCUCAACGAUUGGAAGUUCCUGCUCGGCGCCGAGAUCCUGGUCCCCAAUGGCAAGCAAGAGCUGUUUACUUCUGGUACCCUGCACUAUUACCAAUACGGUCACCUGUAUCCCAACAAUGGAAGCAAGGUCGUUGUUCGGAGUACAACGCAGCGACGCAUGACAGAGUCGGCAGAGUACUUCCUUGCGGGCUUCUUUGGUUUAGGUUGGUCGCAAAAUGCGACGCUUGAGUUGGCCAUUGAGGCUCCUGGUUUCAACAACACGCUUGCUGGGUACAAGCAAUGUAAUCAUUCAAGCUGGCCUAUGGCUCGGGAGGGUCUUAUGGAGUGGAUUGGCGUAUAUCUUCACGACGCUCAUCAAAGGUUCAGGAGCAACCUUACUGGUGAUCUUGACUGGACAAUUAGCGAUACAUACAACGCUCAAGCUCUAUGUUCGUAUGAAACUGUCUCGCUCGGUUUCUCCCACUGGUGCGGUCUCUUUACCUACGAAGAGUGGGAGGGCUACGAAUAUGCUCUGGACCUUUCAUUCCAGGCUGGUACAGGGUUCGGCUCUUCUGUUGGCCGAGCUAUUGGCGUCGGCUACGUUGAAGAAGUCCUCGCUCGCAUGCAACACCAUGUCAUCACUUCCCCUUCCGCUCAGAUCAACAUCACCCUUGAUAACAACACCGUCACCUUUCCCAUAGACCAAAACCUCAAUCUGGACUUUAGCCAUGACGCUGGCAUUAUAAGCAUCCUCGUCGCGUUCGGCAUCACGCAGUUUGCCGAAGUACUCCCAACAACCCAUAUCAAAACGCCACGCGAGUUCAUCCUCUCGCACCUCCAGCCCUUUGCUGGCCGUCUCGAUAUCGAAGUCAUCAAAGCGCCUGCGCCUGUCAACCCCAAUCGGUCGGACGAGAAGGUUUACCUUGACGGACCGCCGACUAGCUACGUUCAUUUCAUACUUAACCAGAGGACUAUUCCGCUGGGGCGGAGUCACAAGGAAUGUGGUGAUAGAGAUGAUGGGUGGUGCGAUAUGGAGACUUUCCUCAAGGUUAUGCAAAAGCAGAUUGAGCUUGCGGAUUAUGAUUACGCUUGCUUUGGCGAGUAUGAUGCUCCUGCAUAUGGAGAGGUUACGGACGGACGGCCGGUUAGGUAA
Molecule: messenger RNA, 1659 nt
Organism: Alternaria burnsii
Lineage: Eukaryota; Fungi; Ascomycota; Dothideomycetes; Pleosporales; Pleosporaceae
Product: 3-phytase a precursor
Exons: 3
Coding region: 1-1659 (552 amino acids)
Molecular function (GO): acid phosphatase activity
Source: RefSeq, a predicted model, not a curated record